Molecule: messenger RNA, 3885 nt
Organism: Acanthosepion pharaonis
Lineage: Eukaryota; Metazoa; Mollusca; Cephalopoda; Sepiida; Sepiidae
Source: the annotation of a GenBank genome assembly
AUGUACUGGUAUUCCCUUUCAUCUUUUGUCCUUUCAUCAAUCCUCCCUCCUCUUACACAUUCCUCUUUCACAUUCACCCCCUUUUGUCCUUUCAACCCCUAUUCUCUCCAUUCCUCCCUGUACCCCCUGGUACUGUAUUCCACUUUCCUUCCUUUCAUCCUUUUGUCCUUUCACCCAAACCCCCCUCUUUUCCUUUCCUAUUCUCCUUUCACAUUCUCUUACAUCCUGUUAACCCCCCUAUGUACUGGUGUAUUCCUUUCAUCUUUUUGUCCUUUCAUCAAUCCUUUCAUCUUUUCUCUUUCACAUUCUAUUCUCCCUGUUAACCCUAUGUACUGUGGUAUUCCCCUUUCAUCUUUUUGUCCUUUCAUCAUUUUGUUUCUAUUCUCUUUCCCAUUCACUCCCUGUUCACCCCUAUGUACUGGUUGGUAUUCCCCUUUCAUCUUUUGUCCUUUCAUCAAUCCUCCCUCUAUUCUCUUUCAAAACAUUCACUCCCUGUUAACCUCCUAUUCUCUUUCAUUUCCUCUGUUAAAACCCUGUCCUCUUAACCCAUUGCUUCUUUUUAUUGCCUUUCAUCUUUUGUCCUUUCAUCCUUUCUAUUCUCUUUCAUUCCUCCCUUUAAUUUUCUUAUGUACUCUUUGUCCUUUCAUCCAUUUUAUUCUCUUUCAAUCAUCUCUUUCACUUUCAGCCCCUUAUUCCUCCUAUUCUCUUUCACAUUUCCCUCCUGUUAUCCCCAUUUUGGUUGGUAUUUCUUUCAUCUUUUGUCCUUUCAUCAUUUGUCCCUAUCUCUUUCACAUCAUCCCUUUUAACCCCUAUUUCGUCAUCUUUAACCCCCCCUAUGUACUGGUAAUCCUCCCUUUCAUUUUUUUUCAUUCCUCUAUUCUCUUUGUUAUUUCCUUCAUCCCCCUUUUACUUUUUCCUUAUCAUUUUGUCCUAUUCUCUUUCACAUUCAUCCAUUUUAGUUCCUAUGUUUUGCUUCAUUUUAUCUUUUACAUCAUUUUUCCUUCAUCCAUAUUAGUUCACUCUCUGUUUACCCCAUAUUUUUUAGGCAAUUCUUUCAUCUUUGUUUUUCAUAAUCCUGCCUAUUUCUUUCCCCUUCCUCCUUUAAACCCCUUUUUAUGUUUUGCAUUUUGGUUUCAUCUUUUGUCCUUUCAUCAAUUUUUACUUUCUCUUUCCACAUUCACCUGCUUCCCUAUUUCAUCCCAUUUUCUCUUCGUCCGUUUUAGAUCCUUCCAUUUUUUUGUCCUUUCAUCAAUCCUCAUCUUUCCUUCAUCCUCUUUAACCCCCUCUGGUAGUAGUUUUUCAUCUUUUUUUAUUCCCUUUCAUCUUUUGUCCUUUCAUCAAUUUUUCUCUUUCCAUUCGUUUGAUAACACUAUUUGCCUUCAUCCCUUUCAUCUUUUGUCCUUUCAUCAAUUAUCCUAUUCUCUUUCAUUCAUCCAUUUUAACACCCUUGUGUUUUCCCUUUUAUCUUUUGUCCUUUCAUUUUUUCCUCCUUUCUUAUCCAUUUUAGUACCUUUAACCCCCUUUUUAUCUUUUUUUACCUUUCAUCUUUUUUCCUUUUCUUCCUCAUCCAUUUUUAUACUGCAUUGCCUUUUUCUUUUGUCCAUUUCAUCAAUCCUCUAUUCUCUUUUUUAUUCCUCUUUUUUUUCCCUAUGUGCUAUUGAUCCUUUUCAUCUUUUUUCCUUUCAUCUCCAAUUCUUUAGUUCACUUAUGUUCCUGCUGGUGGUAUUUUUUUGUCCUUUCAUCCUCCUAUUCUGUUCACAUUCAUCCUUUACUGAGUUGUUUUCACUUUCAUCUUUUGUCCUUUCACAUCAAUCCUCCCUAUUCUCUUUCAGUUCCUCCCUGUUUUUGCUUCAUCUUUUUAGUUCCUUUCAUCUUUGUCCAUUUCAUCCCCAUCUUUCCUUUUUCUCAUCCAUUUUAGUUCGUCAGUUCAUUCAUUUGUUCCACAUCUUUCUUUUCAUCUUUUGUCCUUUCUUCAAUCCUCCUUUCUCUUUCACAUUUUUUCCUUUAUCCCCUAUGUACUGUUAUAUUCCUUUUCAUCUUUUGUCCUUUCAUCAAUCCUUUCUAUUCUCUUUUACAUUCCUCCCUGUUUAUUUAUAUUUUAUGGUAAUCCUUUCAUCAAUUCAUUUUUUCUCUCCACAUUUUCCUUCCCUUUUUUUAUUCCCUAUGUAUUGUUUCAUAUUCCCUUUCCUCAUUUGUCCUUCAUCCAUUUCCUAUUUUCUUUCCACAUUCAUCCUUUCCUUCAUCAUUUUAGUAUUCCUUAUGUUUUCUAUUCUCUUUCCUAUUCCACUCCCUUUCAUUUUUUAUGUACCAGUCACCUUUCCUUCAAACUUUUUCCUUUCAUCAAUCCUCCCUAUUUUUUUUCAUAUUUCGCCCUUCAUCCAUUUUAGUUCCUCAUAUUCCCUUUUCAUUUUUUGUCCUUCCAUCAUCCUUCCCUUCUCUUUUAAUUCCACUAUGUUUUUGCUUCCCCUAUUUUCUGGUUCAAUUCCCUUUCUCCAUCUUUUUAGUUCCUUUUUAUCAAUCCUUCAUUUUUCUUUCACAUUUCACUCCUGUUCACCCCUAUUUCCUUAUGUUUUCCCUUUCAUUUUUUUAGUUCCUCAUCCUCCCUAUUCUUUUUUAUUUUGCUCCUUUCAUCUUUGUCCUUCCAUCCAUUUCUCUUUCACAUUCCUCCUAAACCACCUUACUGGUAACUUCACUGUUUUUGUCCCUCAACCCUUUCUCUUUCUUCAUCUAUUUCACCCCUAUUUCCUUUCAUUUGUCCUCCCUUUUCUCUUUCGUUCCACCCUCUUAACCCCCAUUCAUUCCCUUUCAUCACACAUCCUUUCAUUUUUUCGUCCCUAUUCUCUUUCCUUUCAUCCUUUUUACCCCCUAUGUACUGGUUAUUUCCUUUCAUCUUUUUUCAACAUAUUCCCUUUCAUCUUUUGUCCUUUCAUCAAUUGUCCCAUAUUCUCUUUCCAUUUUCCUCCAUUUAACCCCCCUAUGUAUCCUCAUGUAUUUCCUUUCAUCUUUUUUCCUUUCAUCAAUCCUUCCUAUUAUCUUUUAAACCCCCUAUGUACUGGUUAUUCUCUUUUCAUCUUUUCCUUUCAUUCAAUCCUCCUAUUCUCUUUCCCCACAUUCCUCCCUGUUAACCCCUUAUGUUUUUGGUGGUAUUCCUUUCAUCUUUUGUCCUUUCAUCAAUCCUCCCUAUUUUCACAUUCCUUUAAACCACCUAUUCCUCCUUUUGUUAACCUGCAUUCUUUCACAUUUCACUCCCUGUAUGUGCAGGUAGUAUUCCUCAUCUUUGUCCCUUUCAUCAAUCCUCCCUAUUCUUUCACAUUCCUCCCCUUAUAUGUACUUUUCAUCUUUGUCCUUUCAUCAUUUGUCAUUCUCUUUCAUUCACUUUUUAAUUUCUCUGGUAUUCCUUUCAUCUUUUGUCCUUUCAUCAAUUCUUUUCUCUUUCAUUCCUCCCUGUUAUUUCCUUCAUCCUUUUCAUCUUUUGUCCUUUCAUUAAUCUUCCUAUUCUCUUUCACAUUUUCCCUUCCUCCACCUAUGUACUUCACAUUCCCUUUCAUCUUUUGUCCUUUCAUCAAUCCCCCUAUUCCUUUCUAUUCCCUCCCUUUAACCCCCUAUCAUGGUAGUUUCCUUUUCAUCUUUUUGUCCCAUUCAUCAAUUCUAUUCUCUUUCACAUUCCUCCCUGUUAACCCCUAUUGGUAUUCCCUUUCAUCUUUUGUCCUUUCAUUCUCUUUCAAUUCCUCCCUAUUAUUAUUUCCUUUCAUCUUUUCUUUUCAUCAAUCCUCUUUCUCUUUCAAUUCCCCCCUAUGUAAACCAUAUGUACUGGUAGUAUUCCCCUUUCAUCUUUUUGUCCUUUCAUCAUUCCUCCCUAUUCUCUUUCCACAUUCCUCCUAUUAA